UGGUACGGCUUUGCAUAGGCGUAUAUGGCGAUCUCAAAGCUCUUGAAACGGGCUGAUCUUGUACAACGCGGGGCUAGCCGUAAGCUUAAACGGGUCUCGGAGACUCGUACAACCUCUACAUUGAAUGCGAUCGACGUGAUACCGACCUUUUUAGAAAUUGGGUCGGUGGCAACCUGGCAAGCUCGCUCACCGCUCUCUCUCGAAGUGACAGACGGGGACACUCAGAGCUUGAGCCUACCUCCAAGGAAGGAUGUUCAGCGCCGUUGUCGCCGCAGUGUUUCUUACAGUGACUGUAGGAUGCUGUUUCUCGACGACGUUGAGAAGACCUAUGAGGAGGGAGUUUCCUCGGGAUGUGGCUUUUCUGGCUUCUUACGCAAUCGAUUGCCUGCCGAAGAUGCAUGUCAUAUGGACUGCUGGCGCACACAGAUGGGAAGCUUUGUGGCGGUAUAACUGAGGUGAUCCUCGUCGGGCUGUGUCUGCUCGGCAAGACCGUGGUUAAGACCUAUACAGCCGCAGAUGGCACCUUCUUCAAGGUUCACUACCAGGCGCGCAGUAUCGCUGGGUACAGUGCUUCGACUAAGAUUCGGAAAGCCACGGACGGGAGCUUCAAAGGCUGCAUGAAGUCAUGCUCGGCCGAACCAGGCUGCACCAGCGUCGACUAUGCGGCCAGGCUCGGAACAGAUCAUAGGGUCAAGGAGUGUACGCUAUUCAGGACAGGUGGUGGAGAUAAUCCUGAUGCUACUACGGCGAGCACCACGGUGGGCCCCCGAAAUUCACGCCUGGCUGAGCACCUGCCCACUCACUGGGUUUUGUGGGUGCGUGUAGCAGUGCGAAGACUUGCGCCUGCGCGGGUUCUCCGGCUAUGCAAUAACAGGAUGGCAUAAACGCAAUGUUGGGCAGGGAGAUCCAUCUAUCCACGGUGAAGGGCAGCAACUGCUGGGAGAAGGCACUGAGCCCAAGGGUGACAGUGAGUGGGAC
Molecule: messenger RNA, 978 nt
Organism: Trematosphaeria pertusa
Lineage: Eukaryota; Fungi; Ascomycota; Dothideomycetes; Pleosporales; Trematosphaeriaceae
Exons: 2
Coding region: 351-884 (177 amino acids)
Source: RefSeq, a predicted model, not a curated record